UGUUUCAUGACAGAUCAGAAUAUAGAACUCUCCAGGAAGAAGGCAGGAGGAGGUGUAUGUUUCAUGACAGAUCAGAAUAUAGAACUCUCCAGGAAGAAGGCAGGAGGAGGUGUAUGUUUCAUGACAGAUCAGAAUAUAGAACUCUCCAGGAAGAAGGCAGGAGGAGGUGUAUGUUUCAUGACAGAUCAGAAUAUAGAACUCUCCAGGAAGAAGGCAGGAGGAGGUGUAUGUUUCAUGACAGAUCAGAAUAUAGAACUCUCCAGGAAGAAGGCAGGAGGAGGUGUAUGUUUCAUGACAGAUCAGAAUAUAGAACUCUCCAGGAAGAAGGCAGGAGGAGGUGUAUGUUUCAUGACAGAUCAGAAUAUAGAACUCUCCAGGAAGAAGGCAGGAGGAGGUGUAUGUUUCAUGACAGAUCAGAAUAUAGAACUCUCCAGGAAGAAGGCAGGAGGAGGUGUAUGUUUCAUGACAGAUCAGAAUAUAGAACUCUCCAGGAAGAAGGCAGGAGGAGGUGUAUGUUUCAUGACAGAUCAGAAUAUAGAACUCUCCAGGAAGAAGGCAGGAGGAGGUGUAUGUUUCAUGACAGAUCAGAAUAUAGAACUCUCCAGGAAGAAGGCAGGAGGAGGUGUAUGUUUCAUGACAGAUCAGAAUAUAGAACUCUCCAGGAAGAAGGCAGGAGGAGGUGUAUGUUUCAUGACAGAUCAGAAUAUAGAACUCUCCAGGAAGAAGGCAGGAGGAGGUGUAUGUUUCAUGACAGAUCAGAAUAUAGAACUCUCCAGGAAGAAGGCAGGAGGAGGUGUAUGUUUCAUGACAGAUCAGAAUAUAGAACUCUCCAGGAAGAAGGCAGGAGGAGGUGUAUGUUUCAUGACAGAUCAGAAUAUAGAACUCUCCAGGAAGAAGGCAGGAGGAGGUGUAUGUUUCAUGACAGAUCAGAAUAUAGAACUCUCCAGGAAGAAGGCAGGAGGAGGUGUAUGUUUCAUGACAGAUCAGAAUAUAGAACUCUCCAGGAAGAAGGCAGGAGGAGGUAAAAUGUGA
Oncorhynchus keta (chum salmon) is the source of this 1032-nucleotide messenger RNA. RefSeq lists its product as uncharacterized. Lineage: Eukaryota; Metazoa; Chordata; Actinopteri; Salmoniformes; Salmonidae. The coding region runs from base 7 to 1032 and encodes 341 amino acids. The record is from RefSeq and is a predicted model, not a curated record. The transcript has 3 exons.